AUGGAAAGGUGGACAUGGUUGCUUGCAUUGGGAUCAUCAUUCUCUCUCCUUAGUCUGGCCUCUCCUGACAGCUAUAGACUUUUUUUGUUCUCUGCUGGCUGCUCAUGUUUCUUAUUUGCACUUUGUAAACUUUUUCCACUUCCUUGUACUUCUCUUUUCCUCUCUCUCCUCAAUUUUUCCUCUUUUUUUUUUUCAAUUUCCUUAUACUCUCUUUCCCUCUCUCUCCUUAAUUUUUCCUCUUUUUUUCAACUUCCUUUUACUCUCUUUCCCUCUCUCUCCUUAAUUUUUCCUCUUUUUUUCUAUUUGUCUCUUUAUUUCUUUCCCUUGGAUAGCCAAGGAACUGGCAUCUUUUGUUCGUUUCUUCUUCCCUCCUUCUCUACCCUUCUUCUCUUCUUCUUCCUUCUUCUUCCUUUCUUCUUCUGCUUCCCUCCUCCUUCCUCUUCUCUUCUUGUUUUAAAGAUUGCUACUUAUCGAUUCUUGUAUUCCCACCACCAUUCUCCUAAUUGCUCUCUCCCUUUAACUCCCACUCUUUUUCCUCUCUCUUUUCCCCCAACUCUUUUCUCUCUCUCCCACGGCUCCUUUUUCUCUCUCUCCUCACCCCCAGCACUUUUCUCUCUCUUCUUCACCACUACUCUUUUUCUUCUCUCUUUCCUCCCACUGCUCUUUUUGUCUCUCUCGUAUAUACACUCUUCUUUCCUGUCUUCCUCUUUUCUUUCUUUAUCUCUCUCUCCCUCACUUCAUCUUUCCUUUUGUAUCAUACACCCUAUUUUCUCUUCUCUAAUUGUCUCUUCUUUCUUUUCUCCUUUCUAUAACUGCUUAUCACUUUCUUUCUUACAUUGA
Messenger RNA from Acanthosepion pharaonis, 840 nucleotides. The record is from the annotation of a GenBank genome assembly. Lineage: Eukaryota; Metazoa; Mollusca; Cephalopoda; Sepiida; Sepiidae.